This is a messenger RNA of Cuculus canorus (common cuckoo), 1587 nucleotides long. It is a transcript of the gene WASHC1, whose product is annotated as WASH complex subunit 1. The record is from RefSeq and is a predicted model, not a curated record. The coding region runs from base 134 to 1564 and encodes 476 amino acids. Gene Ontology annotation, cellular component: recycling endosome; early endosome; WASH complex. Gene Ontology annotation, molecular function: alpha-tubulin binding; gamma-tubulin binding; actin binding. The transcript has 11 exons. NCBI's taxonomy places the organism in Eukaryota, Metazoa, Chordata, Aves, Cuculiformes, Cuculidae. Gene Ontology annotation, biological process: Arp2/3 complex-mediated actin nucleation; retrograde transport, endosome to Golgi; exocytosis.
UUUCGCGUGGCCACGCCCCCUCUGCUUGGCUGCAUAGGGAACCGAGAUACUCUAGGGCGUCUAACCGGGCGGAAGUGACGCACAAGUAGGGGCGGAAGCAGCGCCGGGGUGGGUCUGGUUCGCGGCAGGCACAAUGGCUGCAGUAGCCCAGAAGCACUUUUUGGAAGGGCAAACGUACUCGGUCCCCCUGAUUCAACCGGACUUAUGCCGGGAGGAGGCUGUUCAGCAGGUGGCUGAUGCACUUCAGUACCUGCAGAAGGUGUCAGGAGAUAUCUUCAACAGGAUCUCUCAGCGGGUGGAGGCCAGCCGGGCACAGCUUCAGGCGAUCGGUGAGAGAGUCACACUCGCCCAAGCGAAGAUUGAGAAGAUAAAGGGCAGCAAGAAGGCUAUUAAGGUAUUUUCCAGUGCGAAGUAUCCAGCUCCUGAACGGCUACAGGAGUACAGUUCAAUUUUUGCUGGUGCAGAAGACCCAGCUACACAGAAAUGGCCAAGACACAAGAUUCAGAGCAGACACCGAAUGCUGGAUGAGAAGGCUCUGCAGGAGAAGCUCAAGUACUUCCCUGUGUGUGUAAGCACCAAAAUUCACCAGGAGGAUGAUGCAGAAGAAGGCCUGGGCAGCCUCCCCAGGAACAUCAGCUCCCUCAGCUCCCUGCUGCUCUUCAACACCACCGAGAACCUGUACAAAAAGUAUGUUUUCCUUGAUCCUCUGGCUGGAGCAGUGACCAAGACCCAUGUGGCUCUGGAAACGGAAACGGAAGAGAAGCUCUUUGAUGCUCCUCUUUCCAUCACCAAAAGGGGACAACUGGACCGACAGGUAGCUGAAAAUUACUUCUACGUGCCAGAUCUGGGCCAGGUCCCCGAGAUUGAUGUGCCGUCCUACCUGCCAGACCUGCCUGGCAUUGCUGCAGAUCUCAUGUACAGUGCUGAUCUGGGCCCUGGCAUCGCACCGUCUGCUCCUAGCAGUGCUAUUCCAGAGCUGCCCACUUUCAACACUGAGUCAGUGGAGCCUUCGCAACCAGACCUUCAAGAUGCUGAGCUGUUGCUGCCUCCUCCCCCACCUCCUCCCCCACCGCCUCCUGUGUUGCCAACGACUGUGCCUCCUCCACCACCCCUGCCUGAGCCCACAGCCCCCUGUGAGCCUGUCCGGACAGUGAGUGAAGAGAGAAGCAAUGCAGUGCCUGCAGCUUCAGUCCAGGGAGCCCCGAAAGAGGUAGUGAACCCCUCUACUGGGCGUGCCAGUCUCCUGGAGUCCAUCCGCCAGGCUGGUGGCAUUGGGAAGGCCAACCUCCGCAGUGUCAAGGAGAGGAAGCUGGAGAAGAAGAAGCAGAAGGAACAAGAACAAGUGAGAGCUACGGGACAAGGUGGAGAUUUGAUGUCAGACCUCUUCAACAAACUGGUGCUGAGGCGCAAAGGUAUUUCAGGCAAAGGGCCAGGAGCCUCUGGAAAUCCUGAUGCUCCUGGAAGUCCUGCUGGUGCCUUUGCUCGUAUGUCGGACUCGAUACCACCCCUCCCACCCCCACAGCAGCCUGUGGGUGAGGAGGAUGAGGAUGACUGGGAGACAUAGAUGGGGUUCAUUGAGCAUCAGUG